GAGGCAGAGUUAAGGAGUCCCGCUUCAGGCACGAGGACAAGUCUGGACUCUUCUGCUGCGGCUCGUGCUCAGCUGCGCUCACUUCAAACUCUCUUACAGGGAUGCAGCGACACGCGCGGACUUUCUGAGCUGCACUGGAUCCUUGUGAAGCUCGCGACGCUGGACACCAGUGGACCGUGAACGUUUUGACUGCGUGGACAAACGCUGCACGCAGAGUCUGUGCACCUGGAUAUGCCACAGGUGUCAGGGUGUGGAGCUGCUGCAGGCUGUGGCCCAGAGAUCCGCAGGUUGUGAAGAUGUGGAGCAGCGUUUUCGUUGUGACUGUGCUGCUGUCGUCCAUGAAACCGGCUGAAGCUCAGGGCAGGUGUAAUAAUGUGCAAGCAGCAGACAUCGUUUUCCUGAUUGACGGCUCCUCCAGUAUUGGCCGGGCCAACUUCCUGCAGGUGAAGGGCUUCAUGGCAGGAAUCGUCAAGCCGUUUGUCAGCUUCGUUGGCGAGUCGGCGAUACAGUUUGCGGCCAUACAGUACAGCGAGAUUCCCAGGGUUGAAUUCACCUUCUCUACCUACCUGAAUGGCACUGAGCUGGUCAACGCCAUACAAAAUAUCAACUACAAAGGUGGAAACACGCGCACCGGCGCUGGUCUCAAGUUUGUGGCUGAUAACUUCUUCAACCCUGCGACGAGUCGCGAUGUUCCAAAGAUCACCAUCCUUGUCACGGACGGGAAAUCCCAGGACAGUGUGCAGGAACCGGCAGAGAAGCUGCGCGGUCAAGGAGUGCAUGUUUUUGCAGUUGGCAUAAAGAGUGCAGACAGGAAUGAACUGGCUCAGAUCUCCUCGGAGCCCAGUUCAGACUUCACCUCGUUCGUUGGGGACUUCAAACUACUGAACACUCUUCUUCCUCUUGUGGGCCCCCGGGUGUGCUCCAAAGCAGGAGGAGUGUAUGCUAGUGAUGAGGCGUUUUCCGGUCCAUCGAACAUUCAGUUUACAGGGCAGACGUCCGAUUCUCUCAGGUUUCGCUGGGCUGCCGCUGGAGGGCCUGUGAGUGGCUAUGUAAUCCAGUAUGUGCCCCUCUCUGGUCUGGGGCAGCCCAUAACAGCAGAGUUAAAACAGGAGACCGUCUCUGUGAAGCAGAGGACGUUCACUGCACGAGAGCUGCAGGCCGGAACAGAUUACCUGGUGACCGUCAUCGCCCAGUACCCCAACAGUGUGGGAGAGUCUGUGUCUGCCAAGCAGCGAACCAGGUCGUUGCCGGGCGUGUCCAGUCUAUACUUGAUCCAGGCGAACUUCUUCUCCCUCACUGUGGGCUGGGAUCAGCCUUCGUCUCCCGUUCAAGGCUACAGACUCACCUACGGACUACGAGGUCAACCGGCCGAUCAGUUGUCGGUGCAGUCCCUGUCCUCAGAGUCCACGUCCGUCACCUUGGAGUCGCUUCAGCCCGACACCGAGUACGUCGUCAGCCUCUACCCACUGUUCCCCCGCAACUCUGCGUCCCCGUCCACGCUCAGCGCCCGCACAUUGCGCCUCGAGGCGGUGAAGCAGUUGUCAGUGGAGACGGAGUCAGAGGGCAGCGUGGUUCUGCGGUGGAGAGGCGUCAGCGGGGCUCGUGCCUACCGUCUGGUCUGGGGACCGUUUACAGGUCGGAACGUUGAGACCGUGGAGGUCGACGGGGGCCGUGAGUUUUACACUCUGUCCAGUCUGCAGCCCGACGUCGAGUACAUUAUCACCAUCAUCCCGCUGUACGAGGGCGACACUGAAGGUCCUGUCGCCACUGCCAGGUUCAAGAUAGAGCGUCAGGAGCAGCAGGUCCUCAGAGCGGCCAUCACCAGCCCCUCCUCCAUCCGCCUCACCUGGAGAAUCAUCCAGUCCUCUCAAGGAUAUCGUCUGGAGUGGAGGGAGGGAGAAGGAGGGCGUGUCCAGAGCUUGUCCUUUCCCAGAGGCACGACCGCCUACGAGUUAACGGGUCUCCGCCCCCAAACAGAAUAUAUCAUCACCAUGUACACCCUGUUUGAAGGUCGCGAGGAGGCCACGCCCGUCUCCACCACCGUCAGAGAGGAGCAGCCUGUGGGGAGGGUGUCCAACCUGAGGGUGGUGGAGGCUCUGGGCAGCACCGCCAGACUUGGCUGGACAGGCGUCGCCGGAGCCACGAGGUACCGCAUCGUUAUCCUCAACACAGAAGCUGGAACAGAGGAAAUCCAGACCGUCAACGGGAGCCAAACCACGCUGGAUCUCAGAGACCUGACGCCGGGAGUGUCCUACGGUGUCAGUGUCACUGCUCUGGUGGGAGAAAAUGAAGGAGACCCAGUUACUGUCUACAUCAAACCAGAGCAAAACAUCGGCCGAGUCACAAACCUCAGAGUUACUAAUGCAAACAGCCGGAGACUUCGAAUCGCCUGGACCGGUGUCGGUGAAGCAUCAGGGUACAGGGUCACAUGGAGGCAAGGCAACACAGGACUGGAGCAGUCCCGUAACCUCGGCGCGGAGGCGUCGACCUUCACCAUAGACGGCCUGCAGCCGGACGAGGCGCUGAUCGUCGGCGUGGCAACGGUUGUGGACGAACGCGUCGGAGAAGUCGUGAGUCUGUCGGCUCGGACUAAUCCCCACGGCGGAUCGGUGCCUGGACUCCGCGUCGUCGACGUCACGUCUCAGAGGAUACGCGUGGCGUGGUCGCCGUCCCCCAGAGCCACGGGCUACAAGGUCACAUGGCGCAAUAAUGGAGUUGAAACCACUCGUAAUGUGCCGGCUGACGUCUCCUCCUACACCAUUGAUGGUCUACAGUCAGAUUUAGUCUACACUGUGAAGGUUUCAGCACUGAGUGGCUCUCGAGAGGGAAGCCCCUCCACCCUCAAUAUCAGAACAGAAUCAGAUCAGUCCGUGGUCGGGACUGUGACGUCACUGCAGAUCCAGGAGUCCCAGGGAGAGAUCGUCCGAGUGUCGUGGGUCGGCGUGCAGGGAGCCACGUCUUACCGCGUGUCCUGGAGGAGGACGGAUGGAGGUGAAGAGAGGAGUCAGCUGGUCGGAGGAGACGUGACAGCGGUGGAUUUAGAGCGUCUGGACCCUGGAGCUCAGUAUGAGGUGCAGGUCAUGGCUUUAGUUCAAAACAGAGAGGGUUCUCCCGUGUCUGUCAGAAUCACCACACCUGGUACCGAUCCCACCGCUCCCUCGCUGCCCAGCACCACUCUACGAGUGGCAGAAGUUACCCAGAGUUCUGUGCGGCUGGAGUGGUUUCCACUGCUCGGUGCCACGGGGUAUAUUGUGCGGUGGAGAGAGGACGCAGACCCUGGUCCAGGCUCGUCUUACUCACUGCCUGCUGCGUCCAGCUCCUACCUGGUGACUGGGCUGCGUCUGGGCCGUCGUUAUCGCUUCAGCGUGCAGCCGACCUUUCAGAGCGGACCGGGACCGGAGAGCUCUGUGGACGAACGCACUGUGUGUGCGGGCGGCCGUCUGGACCUGGUGUUUCUGGUGCCCGCGUCCACCGAUCGACUCAAUCUGGCGAGACCUCUGCGCGACCUGGUCACGAGUGCGGCGAGGUCGUUCAGCGCCAUCGGCCCCCGCGACACACAGGUGGGAGUGGUAGUUUAUGGUUACAGACCCAAAACAUGGUUCCUGCUCAGCCGCCACGACCGCUCAGACACGCUGCUGCAGGACAUCCAGGCCACGCCCUUUGAAGAAAGCCGAGGGAAUAAUAUUGGUGAGGCGGUGACCUUCGCCCGACAGUACCUCCUGACCCCCUCAGCUGGACGCAGACCGACCGUCCCCGGUGCCGUCGUCAUCAUUGCUGACAGGAAGUCAGCGGACAACCUCACCCUCGCGGCCAGCGCUCUCAGAGCGACAGGUGUCACAGUGUUAGCGGUGGCUGUGGACCAGGCGGACACUGAGGAGCUGCGUUACACCGUGACAGACGGCAGCACCCAGAACAUCCUGUAUGCACGUGAUGCAGCGCAGCUGGACGCGCUCCACAGUGACCUGGCAGAUUUCCUCUGCGGCGUUGCCAGCGCUCCAGUGGUGUCUCCAGGUCCACAGCAGUGCACGGUCCAAUGCCCACGCGGUGAGAGAGGCGAGCGUGGAGAGAAGGGCGACAGAGGCAGAGAUGGGACAGACGGACGCAACGGUGGACCUGGUCUUGAUGGUUUGCCCGGGAGGGACGGCCCCAGAGGCCCUCAGGGACCAGCAGGACCACCGGGACCGCCGGGCCAGCCCACCCCGUUUGAACCCUCAGGGCGGGUGAAAGGAGAAAAGGGAGAACGAGGGUUUCCCGGUAUUGAUGGAAAUCCAGGGUUGCCAGGUAGACCCGGUGCCCCCGGAAACGCAGGAGUUCCCGGUUCACAGGGCCUGCCGGGCAUCAGAGGAGUCUCUGGUGAACCAGGUACGACCGGGCAACAAGGGUCAAAGGGCGACAAAGGUGAAAGGGGUGAACCAGGCUCAACUAUAGCUGGAGGGGGUCUUCCAGGGAGGAAGGGAGAACCAGGCCUCCCAGGGAUACCGGGCACUCCGGGUCGGCCGGGCAUCACCGGAACCAAAGGGGAAUCUGGAGUUCCGGGAUUAUCAGGUCAGGACGGUCGUCCUGGGAUUCCAGGAACACCGGGACUCUCCAUCAAGGGAGAGAAGGGCAGCUCAGGAGAGAGGGGACCUCCAGGUGUAGGCAGCGGUGUGGCAGUGAAGGGCGAGAAGGGCUCUCCAGGUAUUCCAGGAUCUCCAGGCACUCUGGGCCCUCGAGGGCCAGCAGGACCACAGGGCAGCAAAGGAGACAAGGGUGACGGUGGUGAAGGGUUACCUGGACCUGCAGGCAGACAGGGAGAGCCUGGAGACAGGGGGCCUCGUGGUCCUCCAGGAGAGAUUGGCAGUAAGGGUGACCGAGGACAGCCUGGAGAGCCUGGAUCACAGGGAGACAGGGGAGAGCGAGGACCGGCUGGAGAAGUCGGGGGGAAAGGCGACGCAGGAAAGCCAGGCCUCUCAGGAUCACCGGGGCUGAGAGGUUUACCAGGACCCAGUGGACCACCGGGAGAAAAGGGACGUGACGGAGCUCCAGGAGAGCCUGGAGGAAGUUCUCCAGGUAUUCCAGGAAAGAGAGGUGAACAGGGCGAGCGAGGUAUUCCUGGUCUUGAUGGGCAGCGAGGAGAGAAAGGAGAGCCAGGACAGAGAGGAGAGAAAGGGUCACCAGGGUUAGGUGCUGCUGGUCCUAAAGGAGAAUCAGGAGAGAGAGGCCUGGCUGGUAUCAGUGGAAGACCAGGUGCCAAGGGAGACGCUGGUGAACCAGGAGAGCGAGGGGACAACGGGCGUCCAGGAAUCCCAGGAAAGCCUGGUCUUCCUGGGAAAGAGGGAGGCAGAGGAGAGAAGGGCGAUGAAGGCACUCCUGGGGAGUCUGGACUUCCAGGGAAGCCAGGAGAAAGAGGACUCAGGGGACUGGCUGGUCAGCCUGGACGUCCAGGAGAGAAAGGAGAGCUGGGAGACCCCGGAGAGCAUGGAAUAAAUGGCAGCCCUGGACCUGCAGGACUGAAAGGGGAUAAAGGCAGCCAGGGACUUCAAGGACCUGCUGGACCACCAGGAAAAGUGGCUGACAUCCAGGGGCAGCUGAAAGGAGAGAGGGGAGACAAAGGUGACGCCGGCAGCCCGGGAGGACUCGGCAGCAAAGGUCAGAAAGGAGAAUCGGGGACUCCUGGAGCCGCCGGCCUACGAGGUCCUGAGGGACAACGGGGGCCUGCAGGCACAAGGGGUGACACAGGAGAAAGAGGAACACCGGGAGAGAAGGGAGAAAGGGGAGCUUCUGGGCUGGAUGGACGUCCAGGUCUGGAUGGUAAACCAGGUCCUCUUGGACCCGCUGGACAGAGGGGGGAUUCUGGGAAACAGGGAGAUCCCGGGAGAGAUGGUUUACCAGGAAUUAGAGGAGAACUGGGCCCUCAAGGGCCUGUUGGGCCCCCAGGAACUCCAGGGACACCUGGUAAAUCAGGUGAAGAUGGCAAACCUGGGUCUCCUGGAAAAAUGGGUGAGGACGGCGUGCCAGGAGAAGACGGGAGGAAGGGCGACAGAGGAGACGCAGGAGCAGCUGGACGAGAUGGCCGUGAUGGGCAGAAAGGAGACCGAGGGCUUCCUGGAGCUGUAGGCCCCUCCGGUCCUUCAGGGCCACCUGGGUUACCUGGCAGUAUUGGUCCUCCUGGACAGGUUGUGUACUUGAAAGGAGCCGAGGCGGCACCGAUCCCCGGCCCACAGGGGCCCCCAGGAACCCCUGGCGUCCCCGGUGUCCCCGGAGCUGCAGGACCCAGAGGAGAGCGAGGUCCCCACGGCCUCAAAGGUGAAACUGGGGACCCGGGAGAGGACGGAGCACCGGGCAAACCUGGGACAGCUGUGGACGUACAGAAGGCUCUGGCCAGCCUCGGUAUUCAGGUCUCUGAGCUGAAGGUGGUUGUGGACAAGAAGGACUUGCUUGUGGCUCCUUCCGUGCAGAAGCCGGAGAAAGGUGCAAAGGGAGACACGGGGGACACAGGACAGAGAGGACCCGCUGGGUUGGAUGGCGCUCGUGGUAUUCCAGGAGAGAGAGGAACAAAGGGGGAUCAAGGGGAUCGAGGACCUGCAGGAGCGACAGGGCCUCCUGGAAGAGCCAUUGGGGAAAGAGGGCCAGCGGGGCCCCAGGGCCCUGCCGGAGAGUCUGGCAAGCCUGGUAUACCAGGUGUUCCAGGGCGAACUGGGGAAGUAGGAGAGUCUGGAAGACCAGGAGAAAAGGGGGAGAGAGGUGACAAAGGUGACAAAGGAGAAGCUGGAAAACUUGGAUUAACGGGGCCAUCGGGUCCACCGGGUCAAAAGGGAGCGUCUGCUGAUUCAGUGCUGAUUGGUGCACCUGGGGCUCGAGGCCCGCCAGGAUUUGCAGGACAGAAAGGAGACGCCGGGGCAGCUGGACCACCAGGACCCAAAGGAGACAGAGGUUUUGUGGGACCAAAAGGUGAUAAAGGAGAAAGAGGAGAACAUGGAGAAAAAGGACGCGAUGGCUCAGAGGGAACACCAGGAGAACCAGGGAAACCUGGUCAGGAUGGAAAAGCGGGCCAGCCUGGGUUCCCUGGAGUACUAGGUAGACCGGGAAAUCAAGGAGAGCCUGGCAUACGGGGGCCAACUGGCCCGUUGGGUCCCUCUGGGCUUCCAGGUGCACCAGGGUUAAAGGGUAAUCAAGGAGAACCAGGUGUUGGCGUGCAGGGUCCUCCUGGUGCCCAGGGGAGCACAGGUUUGCCAGGACCACUGGGCCCUCCGGGAGCUGUCGGUCCACAGGGCCCUCCGGGACUGUCAGGCCAGGUGGGUGAGUCCGGUAAACCUGGAGUUCCUGGAAGAGAUGGCGUUCCUGGGAAAGAAGGAACACAUGGACUACCAGGAAAGCAGGGCAUUGCUGGACCUCCAGGCCUGCCCGGCUUAAAGGGGGAGCAGGGAGACAGCGGCCCUCCCGGGAAGGCAGUUGCCGGUCCUCCUGGACCCAAAGGAGCAAUGGGUCCUGCUGGUCCAACACUACCUGGCACAACUGGAGAGAGAGGUCUACCUGGCGAGAAGGGAGGCAAAGGAGACAAAGGUGGUGCUGGCAUCAAAGGGGAAAGAGGAGUGGUUGGUGAAGCAGGAGACCCGGGAGAGGAUGGAGCACAGGGAUCUCCUGGGCCAAAAGGAGAUAAGGGGGAGAGGGGCAUAGGACUGGCUGGUCCUCCUGGUCGGGACGGUCCUCAAGGUUUAAAAGGAGACUCAGGUCUUCCUGGUACAGCUGGUCCUUCAGGACCACAGGGAAAGACUGGUGAUGUGGGGCCUCCUGGCCUGAGAGGAGAAAAUGGACAACCAGGACCUCCAGGACCACCUGGGGAGAGGGGUCUUCAGGGCUUUGCGGGUCGUCCAGGAAAUGUUGGACCUCCUGGUCCUGCUGGACCCGCUGGACAACCAGGCUCCGCUGGUACCAACGGGGUCAAAGGAGACAAGGGGGAAGUUGGCGUUGGUGUCCCUGGUGCUCGAGGAGAGAGAGGAGAUGCAGGGACCAGAGGCGAGGAGGGUCGUCCCGGUCUGGACGGGGAAAGAGGACCAACUGGUUCCCCGGGGGCUCGCGGUGUUCGGGGAGAGAAGGGAGACGGUGGACCUCAAGGUGACAAAGGAGAAAAGGGUGACACUGUGCUCGUGGGAGGGCCUCCUGGAGAAAAGGGCAACAAAGGAGAAACGGGCGACAGAGGGCCUAAAGGGGUCCAAGGAGAAAAAGGAACAAAGGGUCAGGAGGGGCCUUCAGGGGAGCAGGGUCAGAGGGGAGAGCCGGGGGAGAAAGGAUCCGUCGGAUUCCCCGGGGCCCGCGGUCCUGGUGGACAGAAGGGAGAAGCCGGUCACCCCGGAGUGCCUGGUGAAGCGGGUUUGUCAGGGAAGGACGGACUGCUGGGGCAGAAGGGCGAGAAGGGAUUCACCGGUGUUUCAGGACUGAGAGGAGUCAAGGGUGACCGAGGACCCAAGGGGAAUUGUGGCAGCGAUGGACCCAAAGGAGAGAAGGGAGACGCUGGUACUCACGGUCGAUCCGGCCUUCCAGGAAGAAAAGGUGAAAAGGGCGGUGUCGGACCGUCUGGAGCGUCUGGGGCUCCGGGAAAAGAAGGACUCGUGGGCCCCAAGGGUGAUCGUGGUUUCGAUGGGGUGGCAGGAUCCAAGGGAUCUCAGGGAGAAAAGGGUGAAAGGGGUGCUCCUGGUGUGCCUGGCCCUCCUGGUCCCAGAGGAGUGGAUGGGGCCGCCGGUCUAACUGGGCCCCAGGGACCAUCUGGUGGUCCCGGCCCUGAAGGGCUCCAGGGAGAGAAGGGAGAGCGAGGGCCGUUCGGUCCGUCCGUGGUGGGUCCACGCGGAAUCCCGGGUAUCCCAGGAGAGCGAGGACAGCCGGGAGAGUUGGGCCCAGAUGGAGCCAAGGGAGACAGAGGAGAGCCGGGCAUGACGGAGGAUGAGAUCAGACACUAUGUUCGCUCGGAGAUGAAUCAGCACUGUGCGUGUGGAGGUUCAGGCCUGGACCCUCAGUCCCAGCCUACGGUCAGGGCUCGGCCUGCACUCGAGCAACUGGGCCUGAGCGGUGAGGAGGGCCGCGAGCUGCACGUGGUGGUGAACACCAACGACCCCGACUACGAGCACAUUUACUCCGUCGAGGCCUACGACGAGCCCAUGGACGAGCUGCUCUACGUCGAGCCGCCGGCCAACCGCAGCGAUGGUGAGACUGUCAAAAAGGACUCAGAGAAAACAUUCACAGAUGAAGCAAACAAAUCAGCCACAAAGCCCAAAUCAAUCAGGACCAAGAGGAGAGUCAGAGGUGAAGCAGACUUGUGCCAGUUGCCCAUGGACGAGGGCAACUGUGGACGAUACAGUCUGCGCUGGUAUUUUAACGAUCGGUCUCAGGCCUGCAGACCCUUCAUCUACAGCGGCUGUGAAGGAAACGACAACCGCUUCCUCCACCUGGAGGACUGUGAAGAAUCCUGCCUUGGGGAUGCUAAAGGUCCUCGGCCCGUGAAGACGGCGCGAUGAUUGUGGCCAAUUCUUUGUCAGCUACGGGAAUGUUUAUAAAGCUUUAUAUAUCUUUUUUUAUAGAUCAUUAUUUUUGUUGAAAGCCAAUGGUCAAGAUUUGUUGUGUUUAUUUAUUGUCCUUAAAUGCAUCCAUUUCACUUCACCGUGGGUUCGACAGCUGUGAGAGUUCCAGAGAGUUCCUCCGUGGUUUAUAUUCUCAUAUUCAGCAAAACUAAAGACUAAAUUGUGUUUUAUUAGGUUUUUGUGACGUCGUAAAACCUGUUUAACAUUUGCACAGUGAAGAGAAGAUUCUCUUAAAGACUUCACCUUGAGUUUGUCGACGUACCCUUGAGGUGCUUUUACUGCUUUUAUCACUGAUAUGCACAGAGGGAAAAUCACCUCACAGAUUGGUGAAGCUGUAGUUGAGUUCAUUUACUGUUAUUUCACUCAUUAUCUGAACAUAAUGAGAAAACAGAGACACCACUCAUUUCAAGUUAAAAUUAAAAAAUGAACUUUAAAUGAAGCCAAAGAUGUUCCCUGGAGAAGUGGAAUCAUCCGUCCUCUGUGGUUUGGUGUUGAUUAAUCGCUGGUCACCAACAAUCUCAGCCCGUCUCUCUACUCCUGUGCUUAUCGUUGUCUAUUAAAAGUCACAGAUAUCGCGGCUUAGAAUUCAGCUCGUCGCGUUUGGAAUGAUCAUCUAAAUAAAACCCGUCAACACGCGAGCAGAGAAUGAAACGCCACACCGAAUGUUACCGUGUGUUCAAACUGCAGCCAGAGCUGGUGCUUGUACUCGGAGCAUGUUUUGUAAUGUUUUCAUUCUUUCUGCACAGCAGAAGUGGGCUGAGGUGGUGGUUUCAUUAUCACGGUCUUCUAAAGAUAAUCACAAUACUUUGUUUCUCAAUAUAGGAACGUAGGAGUCACCGGAGUCGUAUUAAAGUGCUGCAUUUACUUCAAAAAUAACAAUUAGAGAAGAAGAACAAACAGUUAAACAGUAAAAAUCUGCAUUGAACUAUUUAUAAAAACAAAAACAAGUGAUUAAAGUAUUUAUACCAGCUCUUAGCCUCACAUAGUCAAUAGAGUUUAAAGUUAAAUCAUUGGUUGAUUGUUUUACUGUCGCUCACUUUGUGAGUUAACUUCUCUCUAGAACUGCAGCUAAUGAUUAUGUUCACGAGUAAUAAAUAAAAUAAUAAAAUAUCAGAAAGUGUUGAUCAGUGUUUGUCAAACGUGGAAAUGAUGAUGUUCUCAAAUGAUUUCCUUGUGAUAUGAAGCAAAUAAAACCAGAAAAUAUUCACACUUAAGAAGCUGAAACAAUCAGAAAUCUUCUUUUAAGUCUCAUUAUCAAAAGAGUUGACGAUUCAUGGACUAAUCGAUUAAUGGUGUAAUUGUUUCAGCUCUACUUCUCUCUUAUGCAUUUGUAUGAUCAUCAUCAUUAAUGUUAAAUGUUAUCUAAUGUUAAAGUUUACAAAAUACAAAACUUACUCCACAAAGGCCAGAAAACAACUUCUCCACACGUUUGAAGCACAAAAACAUUGGCUUUGAAUCAUUUGUGUCAAAUAUGAAGAAUCAAGCACAAUAAUCUCAACAGUUUUGUACAUACUGGUUUUAUUAUUAUUGGUUUGGGGGAAUGUUGUGUAUCUGCAUGUUUACCUGCCAGAGAAAAGGUGCUAUUUUGAAACGUAUUUUUGUACUAAUGUGGAACAUUGUCAUGAACAUUUCUAAUAAAGCAAAUGUUUGAGUAAA
Solea senegalensis (Senegalese sole) is the source of this 11207-nucleotide messenger RNA. RefSeq names its product collagen, type VII, alpha 1 (gene col7a1). The record is from RefSeq and is a predicted model, not a curated record. Gene Ontology annotation, molecular function: serine-type endopeptidase inhibitor activity; protein binding. Lineage: Eukaryota; Metazoa; Chordata; Actinopteri; Pleuronectiformes; Soleidae. Bases 297 to 9488 code for a protein of 3063 amino acids. The transcript is spliced from 119 exons.